Triplophysa rosa is the source of this 1690-nucleotide messenger RNA. Its product is annotated as histone H2A. The transcript is spliced from 3 exons. Lineage: Eukaryota; Metazoa; Chordata; Actinopteri; Cypriniformes; Nemacheilidae. Bases 208 to 996 code for a protein of 262 amino acids. Gene Ontology annotation, cellular component: nucleosome. Gene Ontology annotation, molecular function: protein heterodimerization activity; structural constituent of chromatin; DNA binding. The record is from RefSeq and is a predicted model, not a curated record.
UGAUCAAAAACUAAAACAAUGCAGGCAGAAGGAAAGAAACGGGCGGGCUUUAGCGUUUGGAGGGAAGUUCAGUGAUUGGUUUGAACUUUUCACAGACUCCAACCAAUAGGCGAACGAAAGGCACUGAUAAAUGCUGGAAACCACAACCUCCAUCUUAUAUAUCUUUCCUGUUUCUAUAAUCGUGAGAAGUUUCCAGCUUAUGCAACAAUGAGCGGCAGAGGUAAAACCGGCGGCAAAUCAAGAGCGAAGGCCAAGACUCGAUCAUCCAGAGCGGGACUUCAGUUUCCCGUUGGCCGUGUUCACAGGCUGCUUCGCAAAGGUAAUUACGCACAACGCGUCGGUGCUGGAGCUCCAGUUUAUCUCGCGGCUGUUCUCGAGUAUCUCACCGCUGAGAUCCUGGAGUUGGCUGGAAACGCUGCUCGGGACAACAAGAAGAGUCGGAUCAUUCCUCGCCAUCUACAGCUGGCGGUCCGUAACGACGAGGAGUUGAACAGACUGCUGGGCGGCGUGACCAUCGCUCAGGGUGGUGUGUUGCCCAACAUCCAGGCGGUGUUACUGCCCAAGAAGACUGACAAACCCGCUAAAGCCAAACUAAAAACUUAUGCAACAAUGAGCGGCAGAGGUAAAACCGGCGGCAAAUCAAGAGCGAAGGCCAAGACUCGAUCAUCCAGAGCGGGACUUCAGUUUCCCGUUGGCCGUGUUCACAGGCUACUUCGCAAAGGUAACUACGCACAACGCGUCGGUGCCGGAGCUCCAGUUUACCUCGCCGCUGUUCUCGAGUAUCUCACCGCUGAGAUCCUGGAGUUGGCUGGAAACGCCGCUCGGGACAACAAGAAGAGUCGGAUCAUUCCUCGCCAUCUACAACUGGCGGUCCGUAACGACGAGGAGCUGAAUAGACUUCUGGGCGGCGUGACCAUCGCUCAGGGUGGUGUGUUGCCCAACAUCCAGGCGGUGUUACUGCCCAAGAAGACCGACAAACCCGCUAAAGCCAAGUAAACUACUCUUUCUCCGGAUUCAAUCAAAAGGCUCUUUUAAGAGCCACCCACUCGAACCAAAGAGAGCGAUUUUAUUCUUAAGCCACUAAUAGCUGUAAACUAAUAAAUGUGUCGGGAAACACGAUUCUGUCUUUAAGUGAGAUGAUCGUUCACGGUUUUGUGUUGGGCAGUGACUGGUGUGGGUGCUUUAAAACCAGUUGUGUCUUUCAUGUUCUGGUUGAGCUCUACAGGAUCGUAAGGGCGAUUAUUAUACAUGGGGUAUACGAACUCCGGGCUGUUGCUGUGACAUAUGACUGACAAUGACACUAAUUUCGAUACCUUUAUGGAGAGCAUUUUUGUAUUACAAUUACCCAUAAAUUUCAUUCACACAAUGACACGAAACGAGUUAAAAACUACUCUUCGUUAAAAGUGCAAAUGUGUGUUUUCUCGUAUUUUCUUGCGAAGUCAUGGGUUCACUAUAAGUAAAAAUGAGAGGAUUUACUGUGACAAAUCUAGACAAAAGGUUUCGAGCGGGAACCGGAAGUCGUUGCAUUUCGUUUGAAAAAAAGGGAAGCGCACAGCCAUUGGUCAGAUGUGUACGUAGACGUUACACAUUAACCAAUCACGUGCCAGCGCACUGUCACCACCCUCUGAGCGCAUGGUCGACUUAGUCUUUAUAAACAGCCGCAAAGCAGACUUGCGUGUAUUCUUUCUGC